Molecule: messenger RNA, 1491 nt
Organism: Chara braunii
Lineage: Eukaryota; Viridiplantae; Streptophyta; Charophyceae; Charales; Characeae
Source: the annotation of a GenBank genome assembly
CGCUUUUUUAAAUGAGGGAGCCUAAUAAUUUUGACAUGAACAGGCUGCUUUCACUUAUGCCAAAAGAGAAAGUCAAGGUUCAAAACUCUGUCCCACCAGGCAGUAUGGGUGCACUUCAGAUGGCUUCCACCUUGGGUAUGCUUCCACCCCCAGCCACCGUCAGCCUAGUCUGCACUCUGGUCUCUGCAGCAUUCAUCUGGGCCCUCCCAGCAUUGCAUCUUGUCCGUUUGUUUGCAGUGCCUCAGGCAGGUGGCCCUGGCUACACAGGCGGGUUUGCACAGCCAAAUCCAUACGGCACCUAUGCGCAGCCUAGUUUUGCCUACCAGCCAUAUGGGUAUGGACAGCCCCAGUUCCCUGAAGGUUACGGGUAUGCUCAGAACGUGUAUACAUCAUAUGGAACGCAGGGAUUUGUGGCCGCUGCACCAGCGGGAGCAUAUGGAGGACCAGGUGCUGUCCCAGGAGCAGGGGUGUAUGCCGGUAGCUAUGGUGGCUAUUCACAACCCUUGCAGUCCAGUGGCCCAACAGGAGGGUACACAGCCCCACAAGGGUUCACAGCAGGUGUGACGGCUCCCACGAUUGGACCCAUCUAUGGUGGUCCUGGCGCUGUGCCAAGUGGAACAGGCAUGCAGGCUUAUUCAGGUCCUGUCCCUGUGAGUGGAUAUGGUCCAGGAGUGCCAGCCGCUGUGGCAGGAGCAGCACCCGUGUCAUCGGUCCCGGUAUCAGCUGCAGGUUCCAACUCCCAACCUUAUGGAAUGUCCUCUGUUGCACCCCCGCAGUAUGUUUCAGGACCACAGGACCAAGCAGCAGCAUGAUCCCCUUGUAUUUCUGUAUGACGUGUGAUUCAGUGGCCCGAAAGCGAACAGGAGGGCAUCAAGACGCUCGCGAUUGCCCACAAUCCUAUUGCGUGUGAGGGAUAUCUUUCUUCUUGACCUCUAUGCCGAGGUUCCUUCUGUGAGAUACUUUGUCAUCAGGUUAGAUCACUUUCCUUUCCCUUGAAUACCCUCCUGUCCCGAACCCCUUUUUGUCUCCUUUUAAGGUUUGAUGUCGUAAGAGAGAAGGGAAGGGAAGAGCAUGUUAUCACACGACCCGGGGGGGGGGGGGGGGGGGGGGGGGGGGGGGGGGGGUGAGAAGCAAUGGUAUGAGAAAUUACAGGCAAGAUGGUGUUGGACAUGCCAAUUACCAACCAGUAGCAGCAGAGGUUAGUACGAGAUGAGAAUAGCAGUAGUGGCUAGCAAUUAAUGAUGAUUUCCAACGUGGGGGAAAGUAGUGGUGGUGAAGGUAGUGGGAAUGGUCGGAUGGGGUGGGAAGAGAGGUUCUGAAAAGAGGGGAUGGGCGGGGGGUGGUCAGAGGAUGGGAUGGGGUUGCUGUUAGGCAUGUAGAGGAAAUUGCCAAGGUAGUUAAAUAUCUUGGUUUGUUGAUGCUGAGGGCCGCUGCAAAAGAGAGCGGCUUCCUCCUUCCUUCUGCGAAUAAGCAAAUGUUGCACGUUUUCAG